Molecule: messenger RNA, 670 nt
Organism: Aspergillus sclerotioniger CBS 115572
Lineage: Eukaryota; Fungi; Ascomycota; Eurotiomycetes; Eurotiales; Aspergillaceae
Exons: 1
Source: RefSeq, a predicted model, not a curated record
UCCUUACAGCGUAUAUACACACAUCGGCAUACAACACAUGCGCAGUCUCGAGAAGUGAUAUCAACGAUAAUGGGAUCCAACACUCCAAGAAUGCGGCUCUGAGGGAAUACUUACAUAGUAUGUAGGAAAGAAACAGGAAGUGACUUCCACUUGGAUGCAUCCUGAGAAGGGGCAUCCUCAAUUCCCUCUCUACUACGUACUUUCCUGCCAUCCAGCCACUGCAGCCAGACUCAUGAAUCAUCGACCCCGGAUCGUCUGGUCCAGUUCAGCUGCACCGUCCCCAAGAAGGCUAGACCCAUUCUGGCCCACGGUCAAAUCGAGGCUUUUGUGGGGUAAAAUUCCCAAGCUGCAACUCCUUGGUUCUUCCAUCCUUCCUUCAGCCCCAGACUGUUAAAUGCCCCCCCCCUUCUUUCACCCUCUUUCUUUCCCCCCUCCCAUCGUCCGUUGUUUUUCUUCAAGACCCUUGCCGGCUACGGCCUGGCUUUUCUCUCUUAUUCUCAUCCCUGCAAGCUACCGUCCCCUCUGGUCACAUCACAUUCUCAAUUUUCUAUCUUCCUAUUUACUAUCCCCUCUCCCCACAUCCUAUCAUCACCCGCCACAAAGCUCCAACCCUACCUAGAGAAGCCCAGAGUUCUCUCACAUACAGCUCCCUUCCACCCUGAUUCUUAGC